Salvia miltiorrhiza (redroot sage) is the source of this 834-nucleotide messenger RNA. RefSeq lists its product as uncharacterized. The transcript has a single exon. The coding region runs from base 1 to 834 and encodes 277 amino acids. NCBI's taxonomy places the organism in Eukaryota, Viridiplantae, Streptophyta, Magnoliopsida, Lamiales, Lamiaceae. The record is from RefSeq and is a predicted model, not a curated record.
AUGAGGGCCCCAGCCGACCAGAGGGACAGGUCCAAGUGGUGCGAAUUCCAUGCAGACCAUGGGCAUCGGACAGAGGAUUGCAUCGCCCUCAGAUUGGAAGUGGCCCACCUACUAAAUCAAGGCCACCUCACCGAUUACCUAACCGAAAAGGGCAAGCUUACCCUACAACAAGGAAGGGAUAGACAAGAGAAACACAGAGACGACAGCCCGCCAGACCCGCCACACCAUGAGAGAACGGUGAACGUGAUAUCCGGAGGCUCCGAAGUCAGCAGAAUCACCCACUCAGCCGCCAAGAGACACGCCAGACAGGCUAGAUCAAGCAAAUCAGGGGUUCCGCCUUCCGGCAAAGCUGGACCAACGGAUCCAACCCUAACUAUCAGCUUUGCAACAUCCGAAUUAGACAAGCUUCUACACCCCCAUCAUGAUGCUUUAGUUAUUUCCAUUUAUAUUGCUAACUGUUUAACAAAGCGUGUGCUAAUAGACAAUGGUAGCUCUGCCAAUAUUUUGUUUUGCAGUGUAUACAGGAAAAUGGGUUUGGACGAGUCCAAACUAAUCAAGAAAGCGGCCGUACUCGUUGGCUUCAGUGGCGAGAGUACGACUACUGUAGGGGAGAUCGAUCUUCCCGUCUAUGCAGAGGGAGUCAACCUUUCCACUAGGUUUCUCGUGGUAGACGCCCCGUCAGCAUACAACGUCAUCCUAGCCGUCCAUGGAUCCACAGAAUGGAAGCAGUAUCAUCCACCUAUCAUCAAGUCAUACGAUUCCCAACCAAGUGGGGAGUUAAGGAGAUCAAGGGAGAGCAGAAGGACUCCAGGGCGUGCUACCAAAUCACUAUGA